Molecule: messenger RNA, 2218 nt
Organism: Osmerus eperlanus (European smelt)
Lineage: Eukaryota; Metazoa; Chordata; Actinopteri; Osmeriformes; Osmeridae
Gene: dpys
Product: dihydropyrimidinase
Exons: 9
Coding region: 411-1901 (496 amino acids)
Biological process (GO): pyrimidine nucleobase catabolic process
Cellular component (GO): cytoplasm
Molecular function (GO): dihydropyrimidinase activity
Source: RefSeq, a predicted model, not a curated record
CUUAACUCCUUUUGUGGAAGGUGUGGUCCAUCUUAGCUCAGGUUUCUCAAAAUCAUAAAUCAUUAGCUCAGCCGAGCUCAGGGUCAUGAAUCACGACGAUUCAGUCCAAGGACAACGUGGAUUUCGGUCAACAUUUCGCUCACUGUCUGUGCGCUCUCCUUCAGCUAAUUGUCCAGCUCACGUGUAGCAGACAGAGGGCCUAUAGGAUUCCAGUUUUUAUCUUGAGAAAACGAUAUCUAUGUCCUCGGUCCACACAGGUGGGAAGUGGGGAGAUUCCACAUUUGAUCGCGGGGUUCUAAACUGAGACAGUCUUUGCGGCAGGAAAAUCUGAAGAACAAAACAGUCCAAUUGUUGCCUGUAUUACUUUAAUUUAGCCAUUGUUGUAGAGGACGGGCAGCACCACCUCAAAAAUGUCCAACCAUAACAGAAUUCUUAUAAAAGGAGGAAAAAUCGUAAACGAGGAUUUCUCAGUGAUCAGCGAUGUGUACAUAGAAGACGGGAAGAUUAUUGAAAUUGGACACAACCUCCAGAUCCCUUCGGAAGUCAGAGUCAUAGAUGCAACGGACAAACUCGUGAUCCCAGGUGGGAUUGACACCCAUACUCACAUGGAGUUAGAAUUCAUGGGUACCAAAGCUGUGGAUGACUUCCACAUUGGUACUAAGGCGGCUCUCGCAGGAGGGACGACCAUGAUCCUGGACUUUGUCAUCCCACAGAGAGGCUCGUCUCUCCUGCAGGCAUACGAUAGGUGGAGAACGAUGGCCGACCCCAAAGUCUGCUGUGACUACUCUCUGCAUGUGGCCGUCACCUGGUGGAGCGACACGGUCCAGUCAGAGAUGGCUACCCUGGCCCAAAAGAAGGGAGUCAACUCCUUCAAGAUGUUCAUGGCCUAUAAAGAUGUGUUUAUGCUGAGAGAUGAUGAGCUCUACGCUGCUUUCUCCAUGUGCAAGGAGAUCGGGGCCAUAGCGCAGGUCCAUGCUGAGAACGGAGACCUGAUUGCAGAAGGGGCCAGGAAGAUGCUGUCGCUGGGCAUCACGGGGCCCGAGGGCCACGAGCUGUGUCGACCUGAGGAGGUGGAGGCCGAAGCCACCCAGAGAGCCAUCACCAUCGCCCACGCUGUCAACUGCCCUCUCUACGUGGUCCACGUUAUGAGCAAGUCUGCAGCCAAGGUGGUGUCCAACGCACGCAGAGCAGGAAGAGUGGUGUUCGGGGAGCCCAUCGCUGCUGGCCUUGGCACAGAUGGCACUCACUACUGGCAUAAGGACUGGGCCCACGCUGCCAGCUUUGUGAUGGGGCCUCCUCUGAGACCCGACCCCAGCACCCCGGGGUACCUCAUGGACCUGCUGGCCAAUGACGACCUGAGUGUGACGGGGACGGACAACUGUACCUUCUCCAGGUGCCAGAAGGCCCUGGGGAAGGACAACUUCACCAAGAUCCCCAACGGGGUCAACGGAGUAGAGGACAGGAUGUCCGUCAUCUGGGAGAAGGGAGUGCAUAGUGGGAAAAUGGAUGAAAAUCGAUUUGUUGCAGUCACCAGCACCAACGCAGCAAAAAUCUUCAACAUCUACCCCCAGAAAGGUUGCAUCGCCAGGGGCUCGGACGCUGAUGUGGUCAUCUGGGACCCCAGAUUAACCAGGAAGAUCUCAGCAGAGACCCACCACCAGGCGGUGGACUACAACAUCUUCGAGGGCAUGGAGUGCCAUGGCGUGCCCGUGAUGACCAUCUCCCAGGGGAAGGUUGUGUAUGAGGACGGCACCCUGCACGUCACCGCAGGCGCAGGCAGAUUCAUCCCACGCCAGCCUUUCUCCCAGUUCGUCUACAAGCGCGUCGACCAGAGGGACCAGGUUGGUAAGCCGUGUGCUGUGGUAAGGAAACCAUAUGAAGGUGAAGUCAUAGUUAUAUGAUGGAACUUAAGUACCAAUUGAAGGAGGAAUCCCUCUAAAGGGAUUCAGAAAUGCCAAUAUCCUGAAUGAUCCUGAAUGUACCUGAAUGUACGUGCCAUGCAAACCAGACCAACAAAAUAAUUUUAAAAUAAUGUACAAUUUAAAUUGUAAUGGUGCUGUUCUAUUUUUGCAAUGUGGCCAAAUGAUUGAAUGGUCCUAUUGUUUACAUUAUAUGAAUUCUCAAGACUUUUAAGACAAAAUUAAUGUAUCAUUUUGUUAAAAAUUGAACCCUAUACUGUCAACCCACAAUGCAUAUUUUAUUAAAUACCAACCAUGAG